Gambusia affinis (western mosquitofish) is the source of this 3831-nucleotide messenger RNA. It is a transcript of the gene wnt5a, whose product is annotated as wingless-type MMTV integration site family, member 5a. Bases 1287 to 2423 code for a protein of 378 amino acids. Gene Ontology annotation, molecular function: cytokine activity; frizzled binding. The transcript has 6 exons. Gene Ontology annotation, cellular component: extracellular region. NCBI's taxonomy places the organism in Eukaryota, Metazoa, Chordata, Actinopteri, Cyprinodontiformes, Poeciliidae. The record is from RefSeq and is a predicted model, not a curated record. Gene Ontology annotation, biological process: cell fate commitment; neuron differentiation; canonical Wnt signaling pathway.
GAAUUUACAUCAGAGGUGCCUUCAGCGAGCACAGCCGAUUCACAGACUUCCUGUGUGAAACUAUUAUCCACUUUGCCCCAACUGUCGGCGUCGGCCUGAUUGAAAAAUAUCGACCUGGAAGCGUCUAGAUCUCGGCAGCCUGUUUUCAGAUAGAGUGCCAUAAAAAUAAUAAUUAGGCCUACCGCAAGGACCGAACAGCAGGCAGGCCUUCAGGUGAUGAGAUCGGCUUGUGUAAGCAGCGCACGGUGUGGAUCUACUUGUCUUGAUUGUGUUGGAGCGGUAACCUGAUAUACAGCCGGUGAAAAUCUCCGACUCUGCCCUGGUAUGGAUGGGCUAAUAGCCGCGGGUGCUUUAUAAGUUUAUUUUAGGUAAUAGAGACGCUUGUUUUGUUACAGCCUUUUCCGCCUUCCCCCCUUCUCUCUCUCUGCCCACCCUCCCUGCUCAACUUUACCUUUGCUGAAAUUCUUUGCUUCUUAAAAUGCUAGUCGUUGGAAGAAAGCGAUAGGUAUAGAUGUGAAGCGCAUGCGCUUUGAAGAAUUUAUUUCUUUUUGUCGAGCGGCGCAUCCGUGCAAGUACCGGAGAGGAGGCAACUUUAGCAGGUGAGAGAGAAGCGAAAAGGGGGAGAGAGAGCCGGGGAGAGGGAGGGCUAGUUUUCUGCACUUGAACGUAACCAGACGCACACAUAGAGCGUGGGAGCACAAAGCACACGGAGCCAGCUAAAGACGCCGCUGUUUCACACGCUCUGUCCUCUUGGCACCGCGCGCACUCGCUCGCCAAGCCGCACCGUUUGGAAGAUAAGGGAAAGUUGUCUCUCUUUCCUUGGAGCAUACAGCCUGGAUUCGACUUUUUUUUUUUAAUUUUCCUUUUUACCCCAGCAACUUGUUCAGCGGUGGACUUAAUUUUUUUCUCGCGUGCAAUUUUUUGACUCAGGCUGAGGGAAUUAUCAGAGCACUGCAGAAUGGAAGGUAAAUUGACAAGUCGUGUGUGGCGAGGAUCACCGUGUGGAUCUUUCUGCAGCUGUUUUCACCAGACAUCUAAGCUGCUAUAAGCGCACGGAACGCUUUUAAUAGAUACACUAGUGGGGCGAUCCUGCACACUAAAAACUCGAAAACAGAAGAACUCUCAGCCUCAUCAAGCACUUUUCCAAGAGAUCCGGAUAUAAAAGGCAAAGUUUGCCUUCAGUAACCUGAAAUCCACCUGGCCAGAUCUGGGAUUAUUUCAUCAAUAACGUCUGCAGAGAGUGGAUUGCUACUUCUAAAGCGCUGUUCUCCCUGAUCUCUGGCAGUAUGAACAUGAGGCUAGGUUGUGUUUGUCGGCCAGUUUGCUGGCCCUGUGGCAGCUUGCUGGACUCCAGGCACUGUGUCUUUGCCCUCACACUCCUCACACUCCUCAUGCAGGUGGUCGUGGAGGCCAACUCAUGGUGGUCUUUGGCCAUGAACCCUUUACUGAUCCCAGAGGCCUACAUCAUCGGGGCCCAGCCUCUGUGCAGCCAGCUGGUGGGCCUGUCUCAGGGCCAGAAGAAACUGUGCCAGCUUUACCAGGACCACAUGCAGUUCAUUGGCGAAGGUGCCAAAAUGGGGAUUCGAGAAUGCCAGUACCAAUUCAGGCACCGGCGCUGGAACUGCAGCACGGUGGACAACGCCUCUGUUUUUGGACGCGUCAUGCAAAUAGGCAGUCGGGAAACGGCGUUCACCUAUGCCAUCAGCGCAGCAGGCGUGGUGAACACAGUGAGCCGCGCCUGCAGAGAGGGCGAGCUCAACAGCUGCGGGUGCAGUCGGGCCGCUCGUCCCAAAGAUCUACAGAGAGACUGGCUGUGGGGCGGAUGUGGAGACAACCUCAACUAUGGCUACAGGUUCUCCAGGGAGUUUGUGGAUGCACGCGAAAGGGAGAAGAGCUAUCCAAAAGGCUCGUACGAUAGCGCAAGACUGCAGAUGAACCUUCACAAUAAUGAGGCAGGAAGGAGGGCGGUGUCGAACCUUGCCGAUGUGUCGUGCAAGUGCCAUGGUGUGUCUGGAUCCUGCAGCUUAAAGACCUGCUGGUUGCAGCUGGCCGACUUCCGUAAGGUGGGCGACGCUCUGAAGGAGAAGUAUGACAGCGCAGCAGUCAUGAAGCUUAACUCGCGCGGCAAACUGGUGCCAAUGCACAGCAAUUUCAACGCUCCGACAAGCAACGAUCUGGUGCAUAUCGACCAGAGUCCAGACUACUGCUUAAAGAACCAAAGCACUGGCUCCAUAGGCACCGUGGGGCGCCUUUGCAACAAGACGUCAGAGGGCAUGGAUGGAUGCGAGCUGAUGUGCUGCGGCCGAGGUUACGACCAGUUCAAGGCACACCUUGUGGAACGAUGCAACUGCAAGUUCCACUGGUGCUGCUAUGUGAAGUGCAGGGUGUGCACCAAAGUUGUAGACCAAUUCGUCUGCAAGUGAUGAAAGACCCGUUGCCUUGCGGAUGAUGGUUGUACAUCUGUAUGAAUUCAUGAGCUGUGGAACACAGGAUGGAAGAAAGAAACUAUAUAAAUUAUAUUUAUAGAGUUAAACAAUUAUGUCCUUUUGCAAAAAAAAAAAAAAAGACCCUCUUAAAAACAAAACAAAAAACUUUUCCUUUUUAGAAACCAAGAGUAUUGUUAAAUAUUUAUUUCCAGAUUGCUAUGUUUUUAUUCUGGCCGAGUCAAUAUCAGCUACUUUUUUAAAAGUUUUUUUUAGUCUGAGUUCUCUAAAACUCUCAAUCUCUUCAUCCCUUCCUCCCUAGAGCAUUUUUUUUCACUAGAAAACUUAAUUCCUCUUUGCAAGUGGCUCACACUAAUGGAUGUGGUCUGUAAAGAAAGCUUGUGCCUUCCACUUUCUAACAAAAGUGGUGUUUGAUGUUGUCUGAUAAUUGGUUUAGAAAUUCACCAAUUCAUGAACUGGUCAUGAAUUGGCGGGUUAAGGUGCUUGUGUGCCAUGUGUGGCUCUUCACAGGGCCAGUUCCAAGAUAUCACAAUCCUUUACUUCUCACUUCUAUACACAGAGGAAUAAUUGAGAUGUUUGCUUUCUGUGAAUCCUUGCAUUAUGAGGGGGAGCUUCAGUGAAACGGCUAUUUUUAAUUUUUAAUUUUUUUUAUGUGGGGACACUGGGCCUUUUAUUAAGCUGUCCCAGAAGCCUUAACUUUCCCCAGGUGCUGCAAAUGGCCCUUUGUUCAUUAUGCACUUUGACGCAGAGACUUUAACCUGUCUGUAUGUGUCUCUUCAACUGUUAUCCAUAUAGCCAUAUCAUAGUCUCCUUUUUUCAAUAUUAAUUCAGAUUAUCCAUUUAACAUUAUUUUACAGUACUUAUCAUGGUUCAUAUGUAUGGGCAAUGUCAUGGUGAACAAUGGUGAAAUAUUAAGUGCUCUCUGUAAAUAGUAUAGCAUAGUCUAUCCAGCCAAUCAAUAAACUGUAUUUAUUUUUUUAACCCAAUCUUUCUUUAAGCCUAAAGAAAGAAAAAUAUUGUUUCUAUAAACUGAUGAUUAAGGUUAAUUUUAAGGUCACUUUUCCAAAUUGUUGUUUCUCACUGACACAUGGCGCUUCACUGUUUUUAUAAAGGGAAAUGCACCUUAUUGUUCAGAAACAAAACCUUUCACUCACGUUUGGCUUUACAGCUACACCAUUUUUUUGUUCCACAGAUGUUCCACCAUGCUAUGGUCCCUGUAAGGACUUUUAUUAGGUGUAUUCCAACAACCCAACAAUGUGUAUUUAUAAGCUUCUUUUAAUGAAUUUGAGGUUUGUUGAACUUAAUGUAUUAUAGUUGCUAUUUUGUUACUUUUUACAAAUUGGCUCAAUGCUCUUCUUUCUUUCAAUAAAUAUGAAAUGUAAAACAA